AUGUAUCGGGGUGUGUGUGUGUCGGUUCCCCUGCUGACUCUACUGGUACUGACAUUUGUGGUGCCCAUGGGCCAUGCCUGCCCCAGGAGCUGUAACUGCUACCAGGCCAAUGAAGUCCACUGUACCUUUCGUUCCCUGCUCAGCAUACCUUCUGGACUGCCUCCAUACACACGCCGCAUAAACUUUGGAUUCAACAGCAUCAGCACAAUACGUGACAGUUCUUUGGCUGGGCUAAUGAAGGUGGAGCUUCUGAUGCUCCACAGCAAUGACCUCCACCAUCUGCCAGAUGAAGCAUUCAAAGAUAUGAAAUCACUACAGAUACUAAAGCUUAGUUAUAACAAGCUUGGAGAGAUCUCUUCAUCUCUAACCUUUUCUGGCCUGACCUCCCUGCUGCGUCUGUACUUGGAUCACAACCUCCUCCAGCACAUCCACCCCCGGGCGCUACUCCAGCUGCCUAGCCUCAGGCUGCUGCGUCUGCAAGGGAACAGGCUGCAUCAACUGCACCCUCGCACUCUGUGCACACUGUCCCUCCUGAAUACAUAUUACUUCUCUACACUCAGACACCUAGACUUGUCCAACAACAGUCUUACAACUCUGCCCAAAGACACAUUAGCAACAGCACCUCUGCUGGAGACUCUUGUGCUGCAGGCUAAUCCUUGGAGUUGUGACUGUAGGAUGAACUGGUUUCUCACUUGGAGUCUGGCACAUCCAGGCUUAAUGAAAUGUCCCAGCGGCCCUCAGUGUCCGAUCUGUGCCUCGCCAAAUUCCCUUCAAGGUCAGGGCUUGCUUGAGCAGACUGACCCCUUGUGCAGCCCGCCUGUUAUCGCCUCCCCAGGAAGAGAAACACCUUUGGAGACAGAACUCAGUGAAAUCCAAACCAGCGAAUCCUUUAGAGAGCCUUUAGGCGCUGCCUCUCUGGGUCUGUCUGACCAACAAGGCAACAGUGUGGAUCUGGUUUGCAACUUCACUAACUCAGAGUCCCAGGAUAUUGCCCCUCCUCCAGAUCUCUCUCUUUCCUCCUUUUCUCCUCUCCCCCUUGCUCUGACACUCUCCCUAGAAUGCCCUGUGGACAAACAGAGCUAUGAGAAACUUUGGAGGAUCCUAGCUUACUACAGUGAGACUGCGGUUCGUCUGGAGAGGCAGAUCAUGCUGAGUAAAGCCCCAGCAUUGGCUUACCGCUACAGGCAGGCACCAGAGACGGAAGGAUAUUAUCACACUGGAGUCCAAUCUUCUGUUAAAGCCAGACCGCUAUGGUUACUACAGCCAGCCAUCAGCAUUCAGCUAAACAGAGCGCAGUCUAACAGACACAGAGUUCAACUUAUCUACUCAACAAGAGUUUCUGCUCAUCCUGACCCUGCUUCUCAUCCCUCAUCAUCCUCCCCUACCUCACACCCAUGGGUGCUAAUUUCAACUAAUAAGACCACCACAGAACUUGCAGCAGUAGUAGGUAGUAAGGUGGAGCUAUCAUGCCCUCUUUUAAGUUCUGGUAACCCCAAAGUACAGUGGGUUCACCCAGAUGGAUCCAAGCUCAUAUCCCCUUCCAGUAGCCUAGGUGGUAGGAUGCAGGCUUCAACCUCUGGUUUACUUCUACAAAAAGUGCAUCUCUCAGAUGCAGGGAUCUAUUACUGCAUAGCCCGGGCAGGCAAGGAUGUAGACGUUCUUCCCCUGCGCCUGGCGGUGGAGGAUUCCUCUUUUCCCCCUUCAGGAGAGCAAGUGGGACCUCCUGUCACAUCAACUGUUGGGAAACCGGUCAGUCUAUCCUGCAAGGCUUUUGGCUCACCAACGCCUCAUAUAAGUUGGAUGUUACCAGAUGGAAACUUGGUACGGCAGGGAUUACCUGUAUCAGGUGGGCUCAUUUUACAAUCAAAUGGAAGUCUCUCUCUGCCUAACCCUUCUCUGAGGGAUACUGGUCAUUACCGCUGCAUUGCAGUCAAUCAGUAUGGUAGUGAUUUUCUGUCGAUUCAGCUUGAAUUAAUUUCAAGACAUCCCCCUCCACUUAGGACUUCAUUUCCCACAGGGCCACAGUCAGCUGCGGGCCGGUCAACCAAGAUACGAGCUCCAUUACAAGAAGAAGAAGGGUCUGGCGAUAUGGCGGAAGGAGAGAUAAUUCUUGCUGGCAAUAGGAAACUUCCAAGACCUCUUCAGCAUUCCCCAAACAGACUUCUUUCAAUUGGAAAAUCAGUAAGACGUGGACCUAUGAGAGAAGGCCCCCUGAGGAGAGAAGGAAGGCCUAUAUCAUCCAAUAACAAGAUAAGAAACCGCUUUGAGAACAGACAUAGGGUUACCACAAACAAACAAAGGAUAGACCCUCAGAAAUGGGCUGAUCUCUUGGCUAAGAUUCGACAGAAGACUGUUGCCACUAAUGAAAGCGAGCCUGUCGUGGCAGAAAAUCCCACAGCUGAAGCUGUAGGAGGAGGCGUAGGUGGAGACACAAGUAGACAUGAAGGUCACGAGGAUACAGAGAGAAGUAGAUCUGAAGGAGCAGGGGACGAAUCAGAAACUGAAGGGUCAUCUCUUGAUGAGACUGAUCUAAAAGAGGAAGGCCUUCAGCAAAUUCACCCUGUAAACAAAGAAAUGAUAAAGACCAACACUGACACAGAAACAGAGAUAAAGACGACAACAGAAUCAACAGAAACAGAGACAAAUAUAGAGAAUGAGACAGAGAAAGCAACUCCACAGACAGAGUCAGUGACAAACAAAGAGACACUGAAAAAAGCAGUCACAUUGAAGCCAGUGUCAGGAGCAAAUGAAAUUGUCCCAGAAACAGGUGAACGUGAUGAGCCAGAAGCAAACACCAACCCUUCUAGAACGAAGCCCCAAAGCCCCCGGGAGGGACUCUUCCCUAAUUUUGUACCCAAUUCCCGGCCUCAAAGCCCUUGGAACUCUCGCAGGAGGAUCGGACAGCGAAGACGAAUCAUCAACAGGCCCAGGGGGCGUCCUUUGACCCCACGCCGACCUAUCCCUGACCCUAUAAACCCGAGGUCACAAACUGAGACACCUGUCACUACAACAGAUCAAAUGAAUAUGUUGAUGCUGGCAUCAACAACUACAUCUCCAGCCUUGUUGUUGACACCCAGGGACCAUAUUAAGACUACUUCAAAUGAUGUGGUACUGAAUUCUCAGUCUUCCUCUAUUUCUAAUACUGUUGGUAUCUCCACUUCUGCCUCCCCCUCAUUGACUCCCUCUUCCUCCUCUAUCACCUCAUUAUCCCCCUCUCACAUGAAGAUACAUAUAGACAUGGUGACUCACUCAGCCAACAUCCCAGACACUGCAGAAUCCACUCUCUUCAACACACCGACACCAGCACCCACUCACUUGGAUGCUACGCACUGCCAGAAGUACUACAACUACUCUUACCUCUACCAGUUCUACCACAACACCUGA
Messenger RNA from Eleginops maclovinus (Patagonian blennie), 3384 nucleotides. RefSeq names its product matrix-remodeling-associated protein 5-like. The transcript has 7 exons. The record is from RefSeq and is a predicted model, not a curated record. Bases 1 to 3384 code for a protein of 1127 amino acids. NCBI's taxonomy places the organism in Eukaryota, Metazoa, Chordata, Actinopteri, Perciformes, Eleginopidae. Gene Ontology annotation, molecular function: protein binding.